This is a messenger RNA of Penicillium pulvis, 1578 nucleotides long. RefSeq lists its product as uncharacterized. The coding region runs from base 1 to 1578 and encodes 525 amino acids. The transcript has 2 exons. Lineage: Eukaryota; Fungi; Ascomycota; Eurotiomycetes; Eurotiales; Aspergillaceae. The record is from RefSeq and is a predicted model, not a curated record.
AUGAAUGACCUCCAACAUGCCCCGUCUAGUCGCGGGGCUCCGCAUGUGGAGGCCAGUGCGAACACCGGAUCUUCAACGUCACGAGCGCCAGGAGUCCCAACUCGCGCGGAACAAAUCCAGGUUCCUCGGUCCCCUCAACCAUUAUCACUGCAUAUUGAUGGGUUGAAUGCCCAUGUACACGACAAGACCAGUGCCUUUCCACAAUAUGUUGAGUCAUCGGAACGCGAUAGCGAUACAUCUGCUGAUGCUCGUCGACCGGAGCCACAAUCCGCGGGCACUUUCGCAGACUCAUUGUCCAGUCUUCCCUCCUCUUCGAUGAACGAUUCCAGUCAAUCUAUUAAAAUCGAAAACUCUCAGUCUUCCACCGAUGAUACACAAACCCCAAAGACAUACUCGGACUCUCAAGACCAAUCAUCUGUCUAUGGAAAUGGGUCAACAGACGGCUAUACUUCGGAGAGAAAAAGUAAUGGCUCCAGGUCUCCGCCGCAGUCACCAAAUCAUUCGGCUUCACGGUCAGCAAAUGGAGUACACUUUGCUCCGGGACACAAGAGGACGGCAACUGGAGAUGUCAAAUCCAUAUCGAGUCUUGCGGAACCUCAAACCGCCCAAGCGGUCCUUCGGCGGCGCUCAAAGAGCACAGGCUCACCGGCUCAUGGAAACAGAAUCGCACAGCUAUCUGUCCACAUCCGUACUCGACUAUCAUAUGCUGCCGCCAAGAUUGAAAAGUCUCGACAGGCGCGUGACAAUAAUACCCAACUUGCGAUCCAAGGAUUGGAGAGUCUGUCAUCGGCAAGCCCACCAACACCAAAUGGUACAAUGCAAGGCAUGACCCCCACAUCUCAUCCACAACCUUCAUCAUCAACACCUACGCCCCGCGAUUUCCCCUCACAUCAUCGUUCUCAUUCAGCCAUCUCAUCUGGCAAACUUCUUCAAAUUCCCAAACUAGCGCCUCCAGUCGAUAUCAUAUCAUCCGCCGGGGAUACGCGCCGGCGUAGACCUAAUCCAAAUGCAACUACAAAACCAUAUGAGCGCAGUCCUUAUGCCCGUCAUCAUCGACGGCACCAUUCAGUCCAGGAACCUUCCCUAACCAAGACGUUGGGGUCGCCUCCAGUGUUGGGACCAGGAACUCCGCAUGUUCCCCCUUCUGCACGCAUGCCGCUAUCAGCGCAGCACGAGGUUUAUAGAUCUCGCACUCAUUCUCAAAGCACAGCGAUGGAACAAGACGCAAUUGAGACACUCAUGUUCAUGUCCAGCCCAGAGAACUCCGGGUAUCGUGCUAGUCCACGCCCUUUACAGCCGCCUGCUUCGCAAAUCAGCUUAAAUGAGUCAAUCCACUCGCUCUCGAACGGCAACGCAAGUGAUUAUCAUAGCCAAAGCUCAUUGAGCGAGAAGUCCCAUAAUGGUCGCAGCUUUGAGUUAAGGCCCUCGGGAUUUGGACUAGAAUCUCACGCAGGAGACGAAAUUGAUCGUAUCUUGGAUCAAAUGGAAAGUGAUAGUGAGGAUGAUGAGCGGUAUGCCUCGCACCGCCCUCAACCUCGUGUACAGGCUUCCCGAGGGUCUCAUGUGCACCCCAGGUAA